Molecule: messenger RNA, 408 nt
Organism: Fopius arisanus
Lineage: Eukaryota; Metazoa; Arthropoda; Insecta; Hymenoptera; Braconidae
Product: cx9C motif-containing protein 4
Exons: 2
Coding region: 139-393 (84 amino acids)
Cellular component (GO): mitochondrial intermembrane space
Source: RefSeq, a predicted model, not a curated record
AUUGGAAUGCCAUCUUUAGGCUGCCGGUCACAGCUGUUAGCAUGUUUUACCGCACAUCGCAAUUGCGUAACAUUUUGUGAAUUUGUAUUAUUUAAACUGGAUAAUUUGUAAUUGUCGUGAAAGAGGCCCGGCAAUUGCAUGAGUAAGACAGACGUUUGUAAGAAAUUCGCUUGCAAAUUGCAGACGUGUCUGAAAGAUAACGUCUAUCAGCCAGCUCGUUGUGAAGGGGUGAUCGAGGAGCUCAGACAAUGCUGCAUGAAACACUCGGAAAAUUCAGUUGUGUGUGAUGGAAUUGAUGUGUCCAAGCCUUAUGAGCACAAUACUGUUGAUUAUGUAAGUAUUAUUGGCGACCGAAGUGUACAUUUAUUUUUUUUUAUCAUUCUAUAUUUAUAGAAUAUUGAUAAAUCC